ACCUGUUCUAACCCGUUACUGUAAGCGUCUUGGGGUUGUCCUCCCGCAUGGAGCAUGAACUCCAUCGACCUUUCAGUCCAUCACACCUCGUCUCCAGCCGCCAGCUCUCUCCACCCCCAGCCCAAGGGCACCCAGAGGCCGCCGGAGCCGCCGGAGAUGGCAGUCUACUGCGACAAUUUAAGCAUGUAUCACCACCAGCAGACCUUCCAGGGCGCACAGAGGCCGUCUGGAUACGGCUUCGGAGAUUACACAUCCUCCCCCAACCCGUACCUUUGGCUGAACAGGCCCGCUGUCAACUCCGCAUCCUUCAUGCCGCCUUCCUACGGGACACAGCGGCAGUUCCUCACCAACUCCCCCGGGUUCGGGGGUCCGGACCUGGGUUGGCUGUCCAUCGCCAGUCAGGAGGAGUUGUUAAAACUGGUCCGUCCUCCAUACUCUUACUCGGCGCUCAUCGCCAUGGCGAUCCAGAACGUGCAUGAGAAGAAGUUGACCCUGAGUCAGAUCUACCGGUACAUCGCCGAUAACUUCCCGUUCUACAAGAAGAGCAAGGUGGGGUGGCAGAACUCUAUCCGACAUAAUCUGUCACUUAACGACUGUUUUAAAAAGGUUCCCCGCGACGAAGAUGACCCAGGUAAAGGAAACUACUGGACGUUGGACCCUAACUGUGAAAAAAUGUUUGACAACGGGAACUUCAGGAGGAAGAGGAAGCGUCGCUCCGACUCCACUAAUGGCACCAAGACAGAGGACGGCCAAACCGCCCCGACCAUCAAGACCAUGGACAGCCCCCAGCUCCUCGGCCCCGCCUCCCCAGACAUGGAGGUGGUCAGUGAGGGUCAUAAGAGCUCCUCCCCCCCGGGCCUGGCAUCCGGCACUCCGUGUUUUAAUAACUUCUUCAGCAGUAUGGCUGAGCUGGGCUCCGGGCCCCUUGGUGCCUCCAUUCCUAUCUCCUCUGGUCCCUCCAGCAGUAUGGCUGGACUGGGCUAUGGGUCCUUGGGCUCCGGGCCCCUAGGUGCCUCUGGUCCCCCCAGCAGACAGACUGGCUCUCUGGGGUUGGUCAACGAGCUGACCAAUAGGAACAUUACAGCCCUCCAUAGCAGCCCAUACCACAACCACACCACCCGCACCCCGACGCAGGCCCCGGACCAGGACAGUCACUGCCAGGGGGUCUCAGAUUCAGGCCACGGGGUCCAUGGUCACCCAGCAGACAACCUGUCUCACUUCAACAGAGGAGUGUACUGCAACACCUUCAGCGGAGGGGGGCAGGAAGGACAGUUCAACAGCCACUUCUACAACAGCUUCAGCGUCAACGGUCUAAUAUACCCCAGAGAGGGCACGGACGUGUAGCGUAUAAUGUAUAACGUGUAUUUGUAUUCGUAUUUAUUACGGAUCCCCAGUAGUUCCUGCCAAGGAAGCAGCAACUCUUCCUG
This is a messenger RNA of Salmo salar (Atlantic salmon), 1427 nucleotides long. The record is from RefSeq and is a predicted model, not a curated record. NCBI's taxonomy places the organism in Eukaryota, Metazoa, Chordata, Actinopteri, Salmoniformes, Salmonidae.